Messenger RNA from Cynara cardunculus var. scolymus (artichoke), 1253 nucleotides. Its product is annotated as bidirectional sugar transporter SWEET14-like. The transcript has 6 exons. Bases 161 to 1066 code for a protein of 301 amino acids. Lineage: Eukaryota; Viridiplantae; Streptophyta; Magnoliopsida; Asterales; Asteraceae. Gene Ontology annotation, cellular component: membrane. The record is from RefSeq and is a predicted model, not a curated record. Gene Ontology annotation, molecular function: sugar transmembrane transporter activity. Gene Ontology annotation, biological process: carbohydrate transport.
AAUUCUGAUUGAAGGUGACAGCAGCCUCAACCAUUAAGUGCUUCCUAUAUAAGGGGGCCACUCUACCAUUUGUUAUGCACCACUCAUCAGGACUAACAAGAGAGAUUGGAGGGCAGCAUUAAUUUUCUUAAACAACACUUUGGUUUGUAUUAUAGAGAAGAUGGUUGGGAAUUUGGCUCACCUCACUCUUGCUUUUGGCCUUCUUGGCAAUAUUGUCUCGUUUAUGGUAUUUCUUGCACCAAUACCAACGUUUUAUAGAGUAUACAAGAAGAAAUCAACGGAAGGGUUUCAGUCGGAGCCUUAUGUGGUGGGCUUAUUCAGUGCCAUGCUUUGGAUAUAUUAUGCAUUGCUCAAGAGCAAUGUCUUGCUCCUCAUCACCAUAAACUCAGUUGGUUGCUUCAUUGAAACAUUGUACAUUUGUUUCUUUCUGGUCUACGCACCAAAAAAGGCUAGGAUGGAGAGUUUGAAGCUAAUUGUACUGCUAAUAGUUGUUGGGUUCGGAUUGAUUGUGGUCCUUACUCAGUUCUUUGCCAGUGGAGUUACCCGUGGGGUCAUAGUUGGAUGGAUUUGCCUUGUGUUUUCUUUGUGUGUUUUUGUAGCACCUUUGGGGGUUCUGAGACAAGUGAUUAAGACAAAAAGUGUAGAGUACAUGCCAAUUUUAUUAUCAGUAGCACUUACUCUCAGUGCUGUUAUGUGGUUCUUUUAUGGCCUUCUUCUUGGUGACUUCAAUAUCGCGAUUCCAAAUGUACUUGGAUUCACCUUCGGCAUUAUUCAAAUGAUACUGUAUUUUGUAUACAAGAACAAGAAGCCAAUUAUCAACGAAAAGAUGUCCGAAAAAGGAGAACAAAAAUACACAAUAGGCAAAAUGGAGGAGCAAAAGAUGGUAGAAGUAAAAGAUCACAAAACGAUAGACGUUGUGAAAUUGAGUGCUAAUUUGUUGUCUCCGGAUGUUCUUCCAGUGGUUGCCAAACUAAAAGAAAACGAACACGAUGCUGUUCCUGUAGCUGUUCAUGAACCCGAAGCUCGCCCAACUGUCCCAAAUCACAUCAUUGAAGUCGCUGUAUGAGAUCGAGAUAUAUCUGUACAGACAGUACCUUGUCGUUUCGACUCAGAAAAACAAAUAAAUAUGUAGACAUGACUUGAACUUGCGGAUUCUAAAUGUGCAUUCUCUACCAAUUUAUCUACUCUAACUCCGUAUGUUUCUUUUAUUGAAAUUAAUAAUUAUUAAUAAAAACAUGUCUGAGGUUCAAAAA